AGUGGAGCAGAUAAUAAAUGAGCUUGUGAUUCUUAGCCAAAUUAAUCACCAAAAUGUGGUGCAGUUUAUGGGAUGUUGUUUGGAAACUGAGGUCCCGGUAUUAGUUUAUGAAUACGUUCCUAAUGGCACUCUUUACGACCACAUUCAUAAUAAAGAAAGUGGAAGAAAGAGAUUGGCAUGGGAUAGUCUUUUAAGGAUAGCAUAUGAUACGGCUAGCGCACUUGCAUAUCUUCACACGGAUACUAUAAUGUCUACCAUACAUAGAGAUGUGAAGCCUACUAACAUUUUGUUGGAUGAAAAUUUAACUGCCAAGAUUGCAGAUUUUGGUGCCUCAAGGUUAAUCCCUGAGGAUUGCGAUCACGUUAGUACACUGGUUACAGGUACACUCGGUUACAUUGAUCCCGAAUAUUUCCAUACAGGUCAGCUAAGAGAUAAAAGUGAUGUGUAUAGCUUUGGAGUGGUUCUUGUGGAACUCUUGACAGGAAAUAAACCAUUUAGCAUGGAAAAAGCAGAAGAGGAAAGAAAAUUAGCAACAUAUUUUAUAAAACUAAAGAAGGAGAAUCGAUUGUAUGAGAUUGUUGAUCAUCAAGUGUUAGUGGAGGCCACAGAUGAGCAGCUAAAAGCAGCAAGUGGCCUGGCAUGUAGAUGCGGAGAUGCCUGGACCUAAAAGGGGAGAACAGACCCAGCAUGAAAAAAAGAAAUUAAUGUCUUUAU
Messenger RNA from Erigeron canadensis, 714 nucleotides. RefSeq names its product putative wall-associated receptor kinase-like 16. Gene Ontology annotation, molecular function: ATP binding; protein serine/threonine kinase activity. Gene Ontology annotation, cellular component: plasma membrane. Gene Ontology annotation, biological process: cell surface receptor signaling pathway; protein phosphorylation. The transcript has a single exon. The record is from RefSeq and is a predicted model, not a curated record. Lineage: Eukaryota; Viridiplantae; Streptophyta; Magnoliopsida; Asterales; Asteraceae. Bases 68 to 667 code for a protein of 199 amino acids.